CUUCGCGUUCACGUGUACGACCAUUCGGGGGGUGUCGUGAGCCCUUGCACUAGCAUCCAAAAGGAGCCUAACAAAUUCUUGCGCAUCUUGUCGUGCAUCCGCGCUGAGGGUGACUCCGCUGAAGACGACUUCGUCGUGGAGCUCCCUAUAGAAAUCCCUCAAGAUCCUACAGUCCACGAACCUCUACCACGGCCGAUCGGAAAAAUACGUGUCAAGGACCACUACUACGAUAUCUUGGAAAUUAUUUUUUCCAGACAGGGUCUUGUGGGUCGCGGCACCGUUUGCUAUCUGGCCAGGAAGGACGGGGAGGAGUUUAUUAUCAAGGAUUACUGGGCCAUGGGGGGAGAUGAAGAAGCCUUGAAUGAGAUCCACAUGAUGGAGAAGAUGAGCGGUGUCCGCGGUGUCCCCAAGCUUGUCGAAUAUUGGCUUGUCGAGUCCGAGCCCAACAAGGUUGAUCAAACGCAGAAUUAUCGGUUCAAGUCCGUGCGAAGCCUGAAAGGCACAUUCCGUACUCAUGUUCGCGUUGUCUUGAAGCCCCGCGCGCGACCUUUGCAUAAAUUCCGCACAAAGUUAGAGUUGUUGACGUCGAUACGAGAUAUUGUGCAG
This is a messenger RNA of Suillus clintonianus, 606 nucleotides long. RefSeq lists its product as uncharacterized. The record is from RefSeq and is a predicted model, not a curated record. The annotation marks the transcript as partial. The transcript has 2 exons. NCBI's taxonomy places the organism in Eukaryota, Fungi, Basidiomycota, Agaricomycetes, Boletales, Suillaceae.